This is a messenger RNA of Macrosiphum euphorbiae (potato aphid), 1527 nucleotides long. Lineage: Eukaryota; Metazoa; Arthropoda; Insecta; Hemiptera; Aphididae. The record is from the annotation of a GenBank genome assembly.
AUGUCCGACGACAAAGUAAUUGGUCACCGGCUCCAGAGUUUUAAGCACAGAGGCAAAACCGAAAUCGAAAGGCGAAGAAUUAGAAGCGAGGCAACUGUUGGGCUAAGAAAAAACAAACAAGAACAAGAGUUAAUGAAACGCAGAAAUGUUGGCGAAGUAUUGAAUGAUGAUAUAGACUUGGAAAAACCUUUAACUGAACACGACCUACGCUCUUUGGUUGAAGAAGCUGGUAGUACUAUUCCAGAUGUACAACUUAAAGCCAUACAGUCUGCAAGGAAAUUGCUUUCAUCUGAUCGCAACCCGCCAAUAGAUGAGCUUAUAAACAGUGAAAUACUUCCAAUCUUGGUUCGUUGUUUAGACGAGCAUAAUAACCCAACAUUACAGUUUGAAGCAGCGUGGGCUCUAACCAAUAUUGCAAGUGGUACAUCCAUGCAAACUCAGGCAGUUGUCUCAGCAGGAGCUGUUCCAUUGUUUUUAAAUUUAUUAAAUUCAUCCAAUCAGACAGUUUGCGAACAAGCAGUUUGGGCAUUAGGAAAUAUUAUUGGUGAUGGUCCGCAACUACGUGACUAUGUUAUAAGUUUGAGUGUUGUGCCAAGAUUACUUCUCUUUAUCAAUCCGGCAAUACCGAUAACAUUUAUGCGGAAUGUCACAUGGGUUAUAGUUAACUUGUGUCGAAAUAAAGACCCACCACCGGCACAACAUGUUAUUGAUGAACUUCUUCCUGCUCUUAAUUAUUUGAUUAAUAAUAAAGAUAUUAAUAUUCUUGUUGAUACUGUUUGGGCUAUCAGUUAUUUGACAGAUGGAGGAAACGAUCAAAUUCAAAGAGUUAUUGAGAGUGGUAUAGUACCUAAUCUAAUACCGCUAUUGUCACACAAAGAAGUGAAGGUACAAACAGCAGCAUUGCGUGCAAUAGGAAAUAUUGUUACAGGAACUGAUGAACAAACACAAAUAGUUCUUGAUGCUGGUGCAUUAUGUCAUUUUCCAGCUUUACUUUCUCAUUCAAAAGAAAAAAUAUGCAAGGAAGCUGUUUGGUUUCUUUCAAAUGUUACUGCUGGAAAUCAAGUUCAAGUUCAAGCCGUCAUAGACGCUGGUCUGAUACCAAAAAUAAUAACCCAUCUAUCAAAGAGUGAAUUCCAAACACAAAAAGAAGCAGCCUGGGCAAUUACUAAUUUAACUAUCAGUGGAAAUAGUCAACAAGUAGAUUGUGUUAUCAGUGCAGGCGUUGUUGCUCCCCUUUGUGCUCUGUUGUCUUGUCAAGAUAGUCAAGUUAUUCAAGUAGUUUUAGACGGCUUACAAAAUAUGCUUAAAAUUGCUGGUCCUGAUGUUGAUGCCUUAGCUAAUUUGAUUGAAGAAUGUGAAGGCCUUGAUAAAAUUGAACAACUUCAAAAUCAUGAAAGUGUUGAAAUUUACAAAGUUGCGUUUGAUAUCAUCGAGAGAUAUUUCUCAGAGGAAUCAGCUUCACCUACUCAACCUCCAUCAUGCUUUGAAUUCAAUCCGGCUACAACAAACACUCAGUUUAAAUUUUAG